Molecule: messenger RNA, 1502 nt
Organism: Calypte anna (Anna's hummingbird)
Lineage: Eukaryota; Metazoa; Chordata; Aves; Apodiformes; Trochilidae
Gene: SGCA
Product: sarcoglycan alpha
Exons: 10
Coding region: 57-1502 (481 amino acids)
Cellular component (GO): membrane; sarcoglycan complex
Molecular function (GO): calcium ion binding
Source: RefSeq, a predicted model, not a curated record
AGUGUCCCCGCUGCCCCCGUCAAUCAGCGCUGGCCCCGCUCCCGGUGCUGCCGAAGAUGGAGGUCCCGGAGCUGCUCUGGGUGCUGGCAGCCAUGGCCCUUGGGGGGUCGUGGGCCACCACUGUCCCUGACGAUCAUCUGCCCCCCCUCCACCGUGUCUCUGAGACCGGAGCUAUCUUUGUCCAUGAGCUGGAGCAGGAGCUGUUCCUGGAAGCCUUCCUCGCCGGGCAGGAGGAUGAGGAUGGUGAUGCAGCCGCCCCCAUCACCUUCCGAGCUCACCUCCAGGACCACCCUGACCUCCCCCGCUGGCUCCGGUUCAUCCAGCGUCACCCCAACCAGCCUGGCUACCUCUACGGCUGCCCCACGGCCACCGAAGUGGGCACCCACACCAUCGAGGUGCAGGCGUACAACAGGCACACCUACGAGACACUGACACAGCUCCUGCUCAUCACCAUCAUCCCCGCCCCAGAUGGGGAGCCACCAUACCAGGCAGAGUUCCUGGUGGGGAACAGGAACGUGGAGGAGCUGCUGGCAGAGCCCACGCAGGAGCUGUUCCUGCAGGCCACAGGGGGGAUCUGGGACCAGGACGACCUCCACAUCAUCAAUGUCACCUCUGCCCUGGACCGGGGUGGCCGCGUCCCCCUGCCCAUCGAGGGGCGCAAGGAAGGGGUGUACGUCAAGGUGGGCUCCCAUGGCACCUUCUCCCCGUGCCUGGUGGCCGCGUCCUCACCACGGAGCCGCUUCCUGUGCCACCUGGGCCAGCAGCCCCUCGCCUCCUGCUAUGACACCUUCACCCCCCCCUUCACCAUCCGCUGGUGCAACCUCACCCUGCUGCAGGUCUGGCCCAGCCCCCCCACCCAGGGUCCGACGUGGGGUGCAGGGGUGCUGGAGGAGGAUGGGGAUUUCCAGCCCCCCACCCAGCUGCCCCCCCAGGACCUGCUGCCCGGGUUCCUGGUGACACUGCUGGUGCCACUGCUGGUGGCCGCGCUGCUCUGCCUGCUCCUGGGACACCUCAUGUGCUGCCGCAGGGAGGGAGUACAAAAACGGGAUUUGGAGACGUCUGACAUCCAGCUGUUCCACCACGCCACGAUCCACGGGGACAGCCGGGAGCUGAGGGACAUGGCUGGCAGCCGGGAUGUCCCCCGGCCCCUUUCCACCCUUCCCAUGUUCAACAUCCGCACGGGACAACGCAUCAACCCCCUGCCCCCCCCCCCGCGAUGGGGCCCGGGUCCCCCUCCUCCCACCGUGACCCGGGGAGGGGGACAAUCCCAGGGGUCCUCCUGUGUCUGGGGACACUUUCCAGGGGACAAUAUUUUUUUUUUUUCGGGGGGUGCUGUGAUUAAAUGGCUUUGGAGGCUCUGGGAAGGCUGGGGGGGAUCUGGGAGCGCAGGAGCGCGGCGGGAGCAGUCGGGAAGCAGCCGGGAUGAGGAGCGGGAGCGGCAGAGGGGGCUCCAACCUGCACCCCCCACCCAUCACCCUCAGAGACCCCCCCCAGGAACCUGA